UCCAUCGUUCUUCCUAUUCAUUUCGCUGUUUCUUGAAGCGAUGCAGUUGGCCGCACCUGCUGACCUUAGCUCUAGCUUGCUUAUCAAUGGAAUUGCGACUGCGGUCUCGAGCAACUACUAGUAGGCCGCAGAGAUUUCGCUUGGGCUGCAUGCCUCUUCUCAAAGCAGAGCACGCGCUCUGUGGAUUUCGGAGUAAUUCAUCUGCAGGAAGUUGCUUCGGUAAUGUCACUCAGCCGCCUUCCUGACGAACAGAAAGAGAAGAGACCGUGUGAUUGCGCUGGCAGUUCUUGUCUCUGGGGACGCUGGCCAGUAAUAUUUGCUUGAGGGCAUCAGGCUACCAACGGAUAUCGUUGCCGCUUCGAUGCAGCUAGAGAGACAGCGCUAAAAGAAUUCUUCUCUCGGACGGUUAGGCAGUCUGGUUCAUUUCAACAGAACAAACUGCACUGACUGAGCCACUGCAGUGACGGUGCGCUGGACGAAACGGAUAAUCAUGCCGGAAUGUCGUCUGUCCGUGCUUGGCCUAUGCUCGUCGGGUAUGGAGCAGGGCACAGCCGGCGUUGGAAAGUCGAGCUUGUGUUCGAGGUUUGUCAGUCCCGGCGUGGACGAUUGGAGUGUGCUUGGCAAUGAUCACUCUCACUGGAUCGACCAGGCCGACUUCCAGGAGGCGGAGAUUGGCGGCGAUCACUUCCUCUACUUUGGCUGUGGACGUCGUGACUUCUAUCUGAUGCACCACGGUGGUGGUGGAGGUGGUGGUAGCCAAGUGAAGUCCGAUGGAAAUGGCCUGUCGAUUCACGUCGUCGAGCACACGACCUUUGUGGAUUCAUUCACGGGAAAGCCGUUUGCCGGAGCCGAGUCGUAUGAGCAACGUAGCACUCGCCACUUUGUCAAGCCGAAAGAAGCAAACAAAGUUGUCUACAGCUGUCGCUCUCAUCUCGGAGAGCUGACGCGAGCAAAGAGUACACAAGGCACGUCGUUUCCGAAAGAGUACUUUAGCAAGAACGUCAGAGGCAGAGAUGGCGGCGGCGCUGGAGUGCAAGCCUAUCUGUAUGUUCUGGACCCGACGGCUACACGUGCUCAGCGCAAACACCAGUGGCAGAUGUGGGAGAAGUGCUGGGCGAACAUUCCGAAGAACAAGCGCGAGGCCUCAGUGGCAAUCAUGAUAAGCAAGUGUGACGUGUUCAGCCAGAGUGAGGACGCUCCGGAGCUGAGUAAACGCUUGAACAUCGUGGAGUUCUUCUCCGGAGAGAAAAGCCCCGGCAAGUUUCGAGACGAUCCGUCUCGCAUUGGCUUCAGAUAUGGCAAAAUCUCUAUUCCAGCAUUCUUUGUCUCGUCUGCAGAGUGUUGCGGUGUUGACAUGCCUUUCAUUUACGUUGCACAUCAUGCUCUUUCACUGCGCGGCCAGCCAAUGGGUCCGAUCCCGUGGCUGAAUGCUGUGCAAAUGAGAGCCGAGCAGAAGCGAGCCACGCUGGCUGCGGGCGAUGCGUUCAUGGCACGGCACGUGAAGCGGCACACGCAGACGUGGACCUCCUCGUCGGCCAUCUUUUCCUACACCACCAUGGACAUGUGCAGAGUGGUGAAUGGCGUGGAGGAGUGCAAGGCGUUGUUCCGCGCACGCCUCAUUGCGCUGAUAACUGCACAUGCAAAGGAGCCAGUGGUGCUGAGGGAUCCUGACUCAGACGGUCACUAUUGCGCAGUCGAAACUACCGGGGAAAAGGAGAUUAAGAAAACAUUUCGCCAGCUGCUCACCGAGAUGAUUCAAGAACAUCCAGACUUUGAGGGGUUCUCGGGCAGGUCGAAAUCUGAGCGAGAAGAUGGGAAGGUUCUGUCUCGCAACAUUGGCAGGCUGCUGGAAGAAUCACGCAAGCACUCUGUUUACAGAGAACGGCGAUCGCCGAUGCCAGUACCAAGUGCGACGAUGGCAGAGGCAGCCAGUGAAGGGCUUCCUGUCCUGGCAAUUGAAGAGUUUUUUGGUUCUAUCCUCAACCGGCUCAGUCAAAGUGAUCUGUCUCAGCCAGAUAGCACUGAGGAGCUCCAACAGUCUGAUGAGCGCAUCAGAGAGGCAGCCUCGAUUCUCCAGUGCUCACCAGAUGUUGGCGAUGAACAUCCGACUUCGUGCAGUGGCUCAAGUGGUCCAGCGAAGGGUUUGGCUGCGGCCGGUCCGAGAAGCCACCUCUAUGUUGAUUACCCCGGAGAGGAAUCGGCUCAUAGUGCUCAGGAAUCUGAAGACUGGCAAGGUGGGAACAGUCCCGAUGCUUAUCCGUAUAAGGAAUACGUGCAUUCAGAGUCGUGGAUGGGUAAAAUGGACUGUACAGACAAGUUGUACUCUCCCCCACCGCUUCUCACGUCAUCAUCACAACCCCACACUACUGUCAGCGAUACAACGCGUCUAUUACAAACGCCAUCGGGAUAUUUAUUGCCGCUACCUGCCAAGUCACCUACUACUAGCACAAGCAUGUCAUCAUCCUGCCCAUCAUCAACCAUGUUCUUGGCCAGCACUCCUCCUGCUGCUCGCCAUGGCUCGAAUAGCUCAACAAUGCGGGAACUGGUGUGUCCACUUGCAGUUUCAAGUCCUUCCGCUCCUGGUCAAAUGCUGACACCAGACAAUACUGGGUUGCGGCUUCCAAAACACGAAAGCUGUGAUGUGAAGGACUCCACAGUGCCAGCAGACAGCGAGGAUGAUGAGGAUGAUGCUCUCGACUAUCACAAGAUUGAUGAGUACACAAGUGGAACUUUACCUCAUCCUGCCGGUCAUGAGGAGAGUUCUUUGUCAAAUCGCAAAACGCAGCACUGUGUGGUGAGUGGCUUGACUGACAACGACCCAUACCGGGAUGAACGUUAUGUUAUGCAGCCAUCUCCGUAUGCACAGUUCGCCAUUGGGAAGGCGGCCAGUGAUUGUGCAGCUAGUGUGAGUGGCGCAGUCGACAAUCCGGAUGGACGCCCAGUGCCAUUGCGUCCGUAUGCACAGGCCACGCUACCGCACGUCGCACGAGAAGAACGCGAGGAAGCGUACGUACUCAGUGGAAUCAGCAGAGAAGCACAGCCGCCGGACCAGCUUCCAGCGAACAACAAUGAGCGUGGGUGUUCGAUGCAACCGGAUGAGUUACUAGAUUUGGCAAAGUCGAACAGAAUCAUCCAUCGGAGAGAGAACAUGUCGUGCCGGGGUAACUCGCCAAAGGCUAUUGCUGAACCAGUUGAGUACAAUUUGGAUGAUGACGACCCGUACAAUGAAUAUGCAUACUCGUACUCUGAGUAUGCGCAGUCUGGUGAAAUACCAACAGGAACAAGAAACGCCAGCUUGGAGCAGUCACAGCCGACACCAUCAGUGCAACCUGCGGAUCACAAGAGUGGGAAACCCCCUAAUCUACUAGCAUUAGGCGAGCCCCGAUGCACAUCAACUGAUGUCCGUCGGGAAUCCGAGUGUGGUCGCGCACCGGAGUAUAAGAUCAUGAAAGGUGACAUGGGCCGUGCUGUUGGAGAUCCGUCAAGCUGUAGGUUAUGUAAGGAAGGUACAACGGAUAGUCUCGGCUCACAAUGGACGAGGUCUGGUGAGCAAAUAAUUGCCAGUGGGUUGGCAAAGGAUGCUCAAGAAAGUGCAGAGCUCAUGCAUUCAGACGCCAGGGACGAUGACGAGUGCAAGUGUCCAGCAAUAUCAGAUGUAUCAGCUGGUGUAGCAGAGUCGGGUGCCAUCAGCCCGCGGCAGAGGGAAAACACGUAUCGCAGCAACUCCUUGGAAGACGAUGUUGAAAGGCCAGUGGAGUACAAUUUUGAUGAUGAUGACCCAUACAAUGAGUACGUGUACUCUGGGGUGGUGCAGUUUGGCAGAAUGCCCGCAGGAGCAAGAACCAGCAGUCUGGACCGGUCAAAGCAGACGUCGCCAAGACAACCUCACGCUGGGACCGGGAGAUCUCCUAAUCCACUACCUAAGUCACUGAACAUGACACCCGCUGUCCGCCGGGAAUCCAAGAGUGAUCGCGAACCAGAGUAUAUGAUAAUGAAAGGUGACACGGGCUGUGCUGUUGGAGAUCCACCAAGCAGUAGUUUACGUAAGGAGGGUACAAAGGACAUUCUCGGCUCACAACGCACGAGCUCUGGUGACCAAAUAAUUGCCAGUGGGUCGGCAACGGAUGCUGAGGAAAGUGCAGAGCUCACGCCGCAGCAUUCAGAGAUUGAAUCCAUGACAGUGAACACUGAUUGGGGAGGUGGUGAUGCUGCUGCUGCUGCUUUUAACCGUGCCUGUGGUCUUCAUGCGUACCACGCUGUGCCAGCAGCGAUACAUAGCAAGUCACCUCCGUGUGCACAGCUGGUUGUGUCCAGUUCGAGCAGGCCUGCUUCUGAGCGCAAAUGUCACCUUGAGGACGUGCAAUUGGCCAGCGGAAAAACGAAAGAAACAUCUUUCGUUGAGCAACUUGCCAGGAACGAUGACGAGUGCAAGUGUCCAGCAAUAUCAGAUGUGUCAGCUGCUGUAGCAGAGUCGGGUGCCAUCACCCCGCGGCAGAGAGAAACCUCGUGUCGAAGCAACUCCUUGGAAGACAAUGUUACCAGGCCAGUGGAGUACAAUUUUGAUGAUGAUGACCCAUACAAUGAGUAUGUGUACUCCGGGGCAGUGCAGUUUGGCAGAAUGCCCACAGGAGCAAGAACCAGCAGUCUGGACCGGUCAGAGCAGACGUCGCCAAGACAACCUCAUGCUUGGGCCGGGAGGUAUCCUAAUCCACUACCCAAGUCACCGAACAUGACCCCUGAUGACCGCCGGGAAUCCGGGAGUGAUGAACCCGAGUACAUGACUAUGAAAAGUGUGAACGACUAUAUGUACGUUAGAGUUGGGACUCCGGAAAGGUUUCCUUUUCUCCACAGCUUGAGCGUGCCACAUGCCAGCUGUAGGCACGAACCAAUGCACCAAGGCGAUGAAGCAGAGAUUCAGGAGAAAGUCAAGCUCACAUCAGCAGCUGAAUAUGCAAUGAUUCCCUGCAGGUCUGAAAACACUGCCUGCGCUGCUGCUGCUUCUGAUGAUGACAAUGAUGAUGAUGGGUGUGGUGCUCGGCCGGGAGAGACUACAGAACGUCAUGGCUUCUUUGCGCACACACGUGUGACUUUGCCACGGUCAAGCUCUCCACCUAGGUUGCCACCAAGAUCUGAGCUCAGGAAUACUGUAGGUCACCAGCACCAACCCAGACUCACGGCGGCGGCAGGGCAAGCAGAUCAAGCCUACGCAUCACGCAAACGAUCUAAUGCAAUGUCGCACACUGCGCAUGACCAUAGAUCACAGCCCAGGCACAUGCUUGGUGCCUACAGAGGGAACUCAAUUCCCAGAAACUGGAAAAUCAAAGAGCCGAUUGUCAACGCACCCGCUCUGGACGGUGAGUGUCCAAAGUCCAAUCCUCCCUCGCUGCUGCUACUGCCUGCAUCGUGGAAGCUAGAGGAUAGUCGUCAACCCGGCAGUAUGUCAGCGAGAAGGCAUCUACCCGGCGGUUGUUACUGGACUCCGGUUCUUAAACGCAAACCACGCGUUUAAUGCAGUAUGUAGUAAGAUGUUGUGUUGAUGCGGGGAAAAAAGAUCAAAACAUAGCCUGGUAUGCGUCACUACCAAUCCUAAUGCCCGCCCUCAAGAUUUUGGCUUCUCUGACUCGGCUUCCGUGACAUCACAAAGAUGGAAGACUGUGAAUGGGAACGAGUAGUGUACUUUGAACCGACUUGAUCCAUUACUCUCAGCAUUAUAUGAAUGACGAUACCUCCACACACCCAUGGGGCAUGCAGUAUGACCCAUGCAGUAUGACCCAUGCAGUAUGACCCAUGCAGUAUGACCCAUGCAGUAUGACCCAUGCAGUAUGACCCAUGCAGUAUGACCCAUGCAGUAUGACCCACACCCAUGGCCAUGCAGUAUGACCCAUGCAGUAUGACCCAUGCAGUAUGACCCAUGCAGUAUGACCCAUGCAGUAUGACCCAUGCAGUAUGACCCAUGCAGUAUGACCCAUGCAGUAUGACCCAUGCAGUAUGACCCAUGCAGUAUGACCCAUGCAUUGCACAGUAAAACCCGCUGUGUUUGCCGGACCCUGUGUGACCAAGCUGAAUCCUGUAUUGACUGGACAAAUUGUCAUGAUUGUACCAAAGUGCUGUGGAUCAAACGUGCAUCCCUGGAUCAAGCGGAAUCCUGUCAUAUCAAGAUAGUUUCUGCUGCACCAACAACGUCCAGUUAGGGCACGUUUUACCGUAUUUUACGUAUCCAACUCAAGGAACUCGAUGAUUUGCCAUUGCCGCAAAACAGUGCAACUCAUCUUUGACCUGAUAACUGCUAUAACGAUGUGCCCAUGUUUCUGUAACCGUCAUUGUUUAGAUGUGGCCAGCAGCCUGUACUCAUGUACAAGUACACUGCACUGGCAGUGAAUGAUGGUACACGUACAUUGAUCAGUUGGAUACUGAGCUUGACUUGUGUAUGACUGUA
Molecule: messenger RNA, 6436 nt
Organism: Sycon ciliatum
Lineage: Eukaryota; Metazoa; Porifera; Calcarea; Leucosolenida; Sycettidae
Exons: 5
Coding region: 491-5509 (1672 amino acids)
Biological process (GO): regulation of cell size; Rho protein signal transduction; regulation of axonogenesis
Cellular component (GO): cytosol
Molecular function (GO): GTPase activator activity
Source: RefSeq, a predicted model, not a curated record